UUCUACCAAAACGCACACGAUCUCUAAAUUAUACGACGGCCAUGGACUGGUCAUCCUGGUUCCGGCGAACUCUUCUGAAAGAUGCGAACAACCCCAAAAUCUCAGAUCCACCUAAACCAUCCUCGACGAAGAAGCGACACCAAGCUGAAGAAGAUUUAGAGCAAUAUGGAAUAACGCAGCAAUUGGUCGACUUGGUCAAGACCUUCACAGUGGACACUUUCAAGAACUUCCAUCUUCAAGAUGACGGCGUGGCUGGUGCUGAUUCUGGCACCGCGAGUGCUACUUCAGCAUGCAGUGUGAGGAAGGAUCUCUCUGAGUGGCAGGAGAGACAUGCUUACCUUGUGCUUACUAGUGUUAAGGAAAUGUCCCAACUGCGAUAUAUGCUAUGUCCCCGACACAUGAAGGAGCGGCAAUUUUGGCAAAUAUAUUUUGUGCUUGUCAAGAGCCAUAUAGCUGAUUAUGAGCAGCGGGCAAUACAACUAGCAAAACUGAAGGAAAUGAAGAUGGGGGUUGACAAAUCUUCCAACGGCAGUUCAUAUGAAGUUGAAAUGGCCGAAUCAAAGGUGGCCUCAAGUUCACCACCUGCAAGUCCUUAAUCCCACUAAUUAGUUUCUAAAUGAAAGUGAAACCGAGCAGCUGGAAAAGAUCCUGCCGACAGGAUGAACUUUGGAGAUAACAGAUGCACCAGAAAAAAUCAACACCCAUCUUGUCAGAAUCAACUUACAGAGACUGAAAACAUUUUUAGAGAACUCAAUCAAAAGUGAGUUAUAUUUGAUGCUGAUAUGUACUGACAAGUGCUUCUCUGUAGUCCUGCUGCAUAAAUUUUGACUACAUUUUGUCAUAUGAAAACCAAAACGAGUAGUUAAUAUUAGAGCUAGCUUGAAGUAUAAAUCUAUCUGUGAAAACUGGCUUGCUCACCUCUUGUUAAGCUGUAAUUGCUUGCUAAGCUCUUCUAUUUCGCAUGUUCUCAAUUUCUUAUAUGAUAAUGUUACAAAAUUGUCCAAUACAUGGCUUUGCUUGUUGAUUA
Syzygium oleosum is the source of this 1027-nucleotide messenger RNA. RefSeq lists its product as uncharacterized. The transcript has 5 exons. NCBI's taxonomy places the organism in Eukaryota, Viridiplantae, Streptophyta, Magnoliopsida, Myrtales, Myrtaceae. The record is from RefSeq and is a predicted model, not a curated record. Bases 42 to 596 code for a protein of 184 amino acids.